UUCCCCUCCCAGUUUCCCAUCAGGCUUACAAAUCGAUACCUUCCUCUUCCCGGCUGUGUAUCGUUUUAGUUCCACUUCCUGAACUGCUUUUAUUUAUUUUUUUAUUUUAUUUUGAUAUUAGGGGCUUGCAGUUUUGAGACAGAAAAAUCAAAUUGGAAUAUUUAGUACCGGUUGUCUGGAAUAUAUGAAAUUUUUGGUGUACAGACAUAGUAUUUAGCAGCGGGGCUCUUUGAAUAUCUAACAGUGUUUUUACUGUAGCAACUUGUUUGGCUGUGCUCCUACUUUUGUGUUUCCUACCUAAUCAUGAAUAUCUUCAGGUUUCUUGGUGACCUUUCUCACCUUUUGGCUAUUAUCCUCCUUCUGGUCAAAAUGUGGAAAUCAAGAUCAUGUGCAGGUAUCUCUGGGAAGAGUCAGAUUCUAUUUGCAAUUGUCUUUACUACCCGUUAUCUGGACCUGUUUACACACUUCAUUUCCGUGUACAAUACUGUUAUGAAGGUAGUUUAUAUUGUCUGUUCUUAUGCUACAGUGUGGAUGAUCUACAGCAAAUUCAAGGCCACCUAUGAUGGAAACCAUGACACCUUUAGGGUGGAGUUCCUGAUUAUCCCAACAGCGUUAUUGGCUUUUCUCGUCAACCAUGUCUUUGCUCCACUUGAGAUAUUGUGGACUUUUUCCAUCUACUUGGAGUCUGUGGCUAUUCUUCCACAGUUGUUUAUGGUGAGCAAGACGGGGGAAGCAGAAUCCAUCACCAGUCACUAUCUAUUUGCUUUGGGUCUCUACCGUGCACUCUACAUCUUUAACUGGAUCUGGCGAUACUACUAUGAUUCCUUCUUUGACUUGAUUGUCAUUGGGGCUGGUAUUGUCCAGACUAUAUUGUACUGUGACUUUUUCUACCUCUAUAUCACAAAAGGUAAGACUAAAACGUUUUCAGUGAUGAGGCAGUUUACGAGAGACCAGCACUUGGUGAAGCACCUCUGCCAUUAUCACGUAUACAGAUGCCAUAUUUGCCUAAGGAGAUUGCAGAAAAUAAAAGGGUUGACUUUGUUUUACAACAGCUUGUUGGAAUAG
Molecule: messenger RNA, 1065 nt
Organism: Protopterus annectens (West African lungfish)
Lineage: Eukaryota; Metazoa; Chordata; Ceratodontiformes; Protopteridae
Gene: KDELR1
Product: KDEL endoplasmic reticulum protein retention receptor 1
Exons: 4
Coding region: 304-1065 (253 amino acids)
Biological process (GO): endoplasmic reticulum to Golgi vesicle-mediated transport; protein retention in ER lumen
Cellular component (GO): membrane; endoplasmic reticulum; cis-Golgi network
Molecular function (GO): ER lumen protein retrieval receptor activity
Source: RefSeq, a predicted model, not a curated record